UCCCCCUGAUACGACGGAGCGAUACUUCUUUGGCGCUCGUUGCGGAGGACGUUCCAGACCUCAAGACACUUCAGUUUUGUCCGGUCAUUAGAACGGUUUGUCUGCACGUUGCGGUUCUGUCAUCAACAUGUCAUCUCCAAAGAAAGUCUGCAUCGUUGGCUCCGGCAACUGGGGUUCAGCAAUUGCUAAAAUUGUUGGAGCCAAUGCCAAAAAGUCUCCCAACUUUGUGGACAGAGUCACCAUGUAUGUCUAUGAAGAAAUGAUUGAUGGCAAGAAACUCACAGAAAUCAUCAACACCACUCAUGAAAAUGUGAAGUACCUGCCUGGUCACAAGCUCCCUGAGAAUGUGGUUGCUGUCCCAGACCUUGUGGAUGCUGCUGAUGAUGCAGAUAUCUUAAUAUUUGUGGUACCUCAUCAGUUCAUCCCCCGACUAUGCCAAAGCCUGGUCGGAAAGGUUAAGCCAACAUGCAUGGGUCUCUCUCUAAUCAAGGGUUUUGACAGGCCAGAAGGUGGUGGCAUUGACCUUAUCUCCAACAUUAUCACUCGUAUGCUUGGAAUCCAAAUGGCUGUUUUGAUGGGUGCCAACUUGGCUGGUGAAGUAGCUGAUGGAAACUUCUGUGAAACCACAAUUGGCUGCAAUGACAAAGCCAUGGCUCCUAUUCUUAAAGAAUUGUGCCAAGCCGACUUCUUCAGAGUUGUGGUGGUUGAUGACAGGAACACAGUGGAGAUUUGUGGUGCCCUGAAGAACAUUGUUGCCUGCGCUGCGGGUUUCACAGAUGGCUUGGGUCUGGGAGACAACACCAAGGCUGCUGUGAUCAGAUUGGGUUUGAUGGAGAUGAUCAAAUUUGUUGACACUUUCUUCCCUGGCUCUAAGCUUAGCACUUUCUUUGAAAGUUGUGGAGUUGCUGACUUGAUCACUACUUGCUAUGGUGGCCGCAACAGGAGGGUGUCUGAGGCAUUUGUCAAGACAGGCAAGUCCAUCCCUGAUCUGGAGGCAGAGAUGUUGAACGGACAGAAGCUGCAAGGGCCAAUUACUGCUGAGGAAGUUAAUGUGAUGUUGAAGGCAAAGAACAUGGAGGACAAAUUUCCUCUCUUCACGGCUGUGCACAAAAUCUGCACAGGGCAAAUCAAACCAGUCCAGCUUGUUGACAGCUUGAAGAACCACCCUGAGCACAUUGAAGUUGAUGUCGACCAUCGCAGCUCCCUCUAAUAUCUGCACCAUGGAUCAAUGACCCUAUUGGAAGACUGCUAUGCCAAUCAAGCUCCUUAUGGAAGUGAAAUCGAAAUUUAAGCAUAAGAACUUGUGAAACUUCGGCAUUUGUUCUUAAAUUUAGUUAUUUUAAAUUUUUUCAUUUUAGCUAAGAAUAUUCAUUCAUCCUCUCCAAUGGUAUUGUUAUUAGUAUUUGAUAUUGCUCAGGGCAAUUGUAAAUGUACUCAAUUUUUAAACCUGCCUUUUAAGACUCAGCUAUGUUACUUACCACUCAAUUUCCAUGACUUGCACUCCUGCUUUUGCAUUUAUUACCCCUGUAGACCUAGUCUCUUGUUAGCUAAUGUUUUCUGUAUUUUUAAAACGAUAUUGUUGCAUUUAUUUGCAGUGGUUUUGUAGUAGAAUAGGGAGAAAUUUAGACUUCACACCUGUUCUCUAAGGCAUGCUUAGGCCCUUGAAAAAUAUCUGACCACAUUUGUUGUUUACAGGGGAUGAAUUGAGCACUACAUCAAUGGAUAUAGUUGAUACUAGUUCCCUGGGCAGUCGUCUCGAAUCUAGGUGAAGCAGCUGUUACAGUGAGACCAUCACCUUAAUGUGUUCAAAAUUGUUUAAAGAAAUGUAUAUGGAGGAAAAUUCAUCUUUUAACUUGCUUGUUUUCAUAUUUUACUGUUUUAAUUUGUUUCUAUAUUUGGCAAUGUAUUUCUUAAACUAAAGGCAGAAACCCUUGGAAAAUUUUAUUAAUUUGGGGAAAGUUGAGUGUUUGCUAUCUCCUGUUGAAAGAAUCUGUGUGUAAGUGGAUCCUAUCAACUGUACCUGGAAUGUAAUAUAAGUGGGCUGCUUUAAGUGUAAAGAUGCAGGCAUCUUUUGAUUGUGCUCAAAUGUUAUUUGUAAGAUUAUUGAUUUGUUUUAUCAGAAUUGGAUGCACCUAGUCAAUAAAUUACACAGUAAA
Frankliniella occidentalis (western flower thrips) is the source of this 2156-nucleotide messenger RNA. RefSeq names its product glycerol-3-phosphate dehydrogenase [NAD(+)], cytoplasmic (gene Gpdh1). Lineage: Eukaryota; Metazoa; Arthropoda; Insecta; Thysanoptera; Thripidae. Gene Ontology annotation, cellular component: cytosol; glycerol-3-phosphate dehydrogenase (FAD) complex. The transcript has 8 exons. Gene Ontology annotation, biological process: glycerol-3-phosphate catabolic process; carbohydrate metabolic process. Gene Ontology annotation, molecular function: protein homodimerization activity; NAD binding; glycerol-3-phosphate dehydrogenase [NAD(P)+] activity. Bases 128 to 1210 code for a protein of 360 amino acids. The record is from RefSeq and is a predicted model, not a curated record.